Molecule: messenger RNA, 1442 nt
Organism: Thamnophis elegans (Western terrestrial garter snake)
Lineage: Eukaryota; Metazoa; Chordata; Lepidosauria; Squamata; Natricidae
Gene: ANXA11
Product: annexin A11
Exons: 11
Coding region: 174-1427 (417 amino acids)
Biological process (GO): cytokinetic process; phagocytosis
Cellular component (GO): cytoplasm
Molecular function (GO): calcium-dependent phospholipid binding; calcium ion binding
Source: RefSeq, a predicted model, not a curated record
UCCGCCUUGGAUCCCCGCAGAACUUCGCUGUCGUUCCGGAAGGGGAAAAGAGCUGCGCCCGAGUAGGACUCUGCGCCCGCCCGGGAAAGAGGCGCGUCCCGCUCCUGCUGCUGGCCGCCCUCCUGCCGAUUCCUGAUCCUGCGGCUGCACUUUGCUUUUGCCAGAUUUACAACAUGAGUUAUCCAGGAUAUCCACCUGCAAGCGGAUAUCCACCUGCGGGUGGUUAUCCACCAGCUAGCGGAUAUCCACCUGCUGCUCCAGGCAGUAAUCCCUGGGGUGCCCCCAGCUACCCUCCUGCAAACCCUCCUCCAAUUGGAUUAGAAAAUGUUGGGAACUACGCUAAUCAGUUUAAUCCGGAUUAUAUGGCAGGCAUGGCUUCCAAUAUGUCUGGAACGUUUGGUGGUGCCAAUGUGCCACAGGGAAUGUAUCCUCCGGCUCCUGGGGGCUACCCUUCUGCAGCUCCAGGAGGGUUCGGACAACCACCACCACAGGGUCAGCAGCCUUAUGGGAUGUACCCUCCACCUCCCGGAGGAAACCCCCCAACAGGGAUGCCAUCAUAUCCAUCAUACCCAGGUGGUCCGAUGCCACCUGCAGCGGCCCAGCAGCCUCAACCAGUGCCGUAUCCUGGGCAGCAGCCCAUGCCAAGUUAUCCAUCCGUUCCAGCUGUUAAUCCUUCGAUGCCAUCCUACCCAGGUUCUCCCAUGCCUACCGUCAUCCCUGGAGUAUCUGGAAAGCGAGGCACAAUCCAUGACGCUCCAUCCUUUGAUCCUUUGAGGGACGCAGAAGUGUUGAGGAAAGCCAUGAAAGGCUUUGGAACUGAUGAACAGGCCAUCAUCGACUGCCUUGGAAGUCGCUCGAACAAGCAACGACAGCAGAUAAUACUCUCAUUCAAAACAGCUUAUGGGAAGGAUUUGAUCAAGGACCUGAAGUCAGAGCUCUCCGGAAACUUUGAGAAAACCAUUUUGGCAAUGUUGAAAGCGCCUGUCCUCUUUGAUGUCACGGAAAUCCAAGAAGCUAUCAAGGGUGCUGGCACAGACGAAGCCUGCUUGAUAGAGAUCCUGGCAUCUCGCGAUAACAAUCACAUUCAGGAAAUCAGCCGAACAUACAAGACGGUAUUUAAGAAAACUCUGGAAGAAGCCAUUAGAAAUGACACAUCUGGCCAUUUCCAGAGACUUUUAAUUUCACUCUCUCAGGGCAACCGAGAUGAAGGCACUAAUGUGGACAUGUCCCUUGUCCAGAGUGAUGUUCAGGCUCUCUAUGCAGCGGGAGAAAAUCGACUCGGGACAGACGAAUCCAAGUUCAAUGCGAUUUUGUGCACAAGAAACCGAAAUCACCUAAAAGCUGGUAAGUUGCUCAGUCACUUAAGUCAUGCAACAAGUCAAGGUAACAUCCAGAGUUGGAUGGGGUUCAACAUUUUACCAUUUUAAAAUAGGCAAUAUUUU